This is a messenger RNA of Chara braunii, 1041 nucleotides long. The record is from the annotation of a GenBank genome assembly. Lineage: Eukaryota; Viridiplantae; Streptophyta; Charophyceae; Charales; Characeae.
UGGAUUUAAAGUCAGGAAUGAUCGUGGGGACGGAGACCAUGCUCCGGGGGAACGAGUCGUCAUGGAAGCUGGAGACGCAGUGUGUUGAGAAACUGCUACAUCGGUUGAAGGACGAGAAGAACCUCAUAAUCGCAGAGGUUGUGCAUGAUGAUUGUGGCGCGGUUGACGUCAUAUUGCGGCGAAUGAACAUUGACUCACAAAAGUGUAUGUGGCAUAAGGCGAAGACUUUGGUCAAACGCUUGCGAGAGGCUGUGCGCGUCACGAAGACUCUCAAACCAACUGCAGUCGGGGCUUGCAAGCAUGUGCGCGAGGUGAAGUGUUUCACAAAGAAGGAGCUCGAACUUUGGCUCGAAUCGAAAUGUGUACACGUGGCAGGGGUGUCCACGAGAAAAAAAGAUGAACUCAUUGAGAUUGUUUGGGGCGUGCUCUUCCCUGACGAAGCAGGGAAAGCAUUGCGAGAUGAUGUCGUCGAGAUCGGUGUGUUGCAAACACUGCAUUGCAAUGCGGCAGAGGAGGCGAAGGAGUGGUUGUACGGCGCUUGCAGGCUGCGCGAGCGCGCAAAGGAUGACGGUAGUGAUCUGUUCGUCACGCAUGUGCAAUACCUCGCCGAUCAUUGGGCCGGGGAUCACUCCUGUUGCGAUAAGGAGUUGUCCAACCUGUGCCAAGCGGCUGGGGGUCCGGACAGGGAUCCAUUGUCCGAGGCGGGGGGGCUUUUUGGCAGCCCUCGGGUCAGGGAUUGGGCACGUAACAUGUUGCAGCAAUCGGACGCCGACGACCCAGUUAUUGAGCAUUAUGAUGAGGAAGCCGAUUAUGGACUCCCUGAUGUCGUUGAGAGUGCGGUGGAGGGUGUUGUGGCCGAAGGUGACGAUGUUUACGUUGAGGCGGGAAGCCAAGGUGCUUCAGAUGACGAAAAAUCGUCUUCUGACUCCGACACCGAUGGUGCCGCUCACCGCCUCGACUUUGACGGCGCCGUUCUUUCGCAGGAGGUGUCCGUUGCGCAAGAGUGACAGUGUCACGUACUAUAUCGAUGCCCAUUGUCGU